CGACAUGCCCCCCUCCUCCUCCUCCGCCCCCUCCUCCUCCUCCUCCUCAUCCAUCCCCGCGGCACAGAUGUCGGCAGAUGUUGCAAGAGGAGCACUUCCUGCCACGCGACGGCAAAGCAGCCGAUUGGGAGCAUCUGCUGGCAUUGCGCGACGCGACGCGACGCGACGCUGUGAACGUUCUGCGAAAACACAAAUGUGGACGAUGCUCUGAGAGCACGUGCGUCGGCUUAUUACACCGCGCUUCUAUACACAUGCUAACGUUCUGGGUGCGACUUGUGUGGACUGCGCCGGUUUCGCGAUAACAGGGGGACGAAUGUUCGCGUUCGUCUGCGUCAUCGCAGCCACGUGCGGAGAAUUCAAGAAGCUUUCAUUUUGAAAAGCAAAACAGCAGAGCUCGAUCAAACUUCCGGUGUGGCAUCCCGGGAUGGGCCAGCAUCUCCCAGAAGCGCAACGGUUCACUUGCAUCGAAUUCAAGUAUUCUGAAAUCCCAUUUUAUUUUUGAAAAGCAACAUCGGAACUUAAUGCAAAAAAAAGUGUCAUUCCAUUUAUUUUUUAGCUUUUAUUUUGAAAUCGGCCCUCGCACCGUGUUGACGGCGCGUUACCGUAAUGCAGAGUAUCAUGAAAAUCAAGUCAAGGUUGGCUUGACUUCUUAUUUUUACAUCUAUUUGCAUACGAAUAUAUUGUGCACAUCUAUUCAAUAUGCUCGUCAUAAUUCGUCAACAAUACAUCUACAGUAACGCAAUGAGUUCGUACGUAACCGGAAAGCCGUUUGAAUAAAACGCUGCCCUCUUGUGGCUGCCGUCCAGUAUUGUCGUUGUGGUACAACAACAGGACGACGGCGGUGGGAAAACGAGGUGAAAAGGCGAGCCGCGUCACUUCAAUAUUUGACCUUCCCUGGCUCGAAGCUUUGCAAGCACAAGCGGCAACUUCUACGGGGAAGGACCGAGAAGAAGUGCCGACGACCGGCGGCGCCAAGCCGAUUUUCAUUGUGUCCAAAUGAAAAAUGUCUUCGACCGGAAGUGGUAGCGUGCGCUAGUUUGUCGGGACCUCGACGGACGACGCGUUGCCGUGCGUCACUGUCUGCACCGAACCAUUUCCGGGUGAAAGGCUUUUCGCGGUGAGGCUGCAAAGAAGGGAAAAAGGGAACCGUUGGGAGUCGAGGACGAGCAGGCAUGUUCACUGCAUUUACGUUUGGUUUCAUGGCGGACUUGGAAGAAACGAGGGAAGGAGAUGUCCUUGUACGCAUAAAGGGAUCCGGCCGUCUUGAAUGAUGCAAAGGAAGGAUGCAGAGGAGGUCCCCUGUUCCUCUGGCAUGAGCAGUGGGGCGAGUUUGGGCAGAGGACUGCAGGGCCCCGCCCCUUGCCCCGCCCCCGCCUCAGUCGCCGCGAGAAGACUGACGUCUCUCCGAACUCGAGAUCUGACACUAGGGGGCGCCCUGAAGAAAGCAAAGAAAACCUUUGAGCCGAACGUCAACGCUGUGAGGAAAAGCAAGGACGAGUUCAAGGAAGAGAUUCAAGUGACGCCGAGAAGAGAGCGGAAACAGAGGGAUGACAGAAGGAGAGAGAGCAGAGGCAGGAGGAAAGAGAAGCCGCAGACGAUUCAGUCUCACUCGAUCUUUGAGCAGGGUCCUGCUGACACUCUGCGGAAAACAGGCUGGGUGGCUGCUCCGAAAGUGGGCGACGCCACCGCGCCGCCUAAAUGCGGUCCCGUAAAACAAGAGCGGAACGACUCCGACGAUGACGAUGAGCUACUCCGAAAACUACAGAGAGACGACUUCAUAUGCGAUCCUGAUUUGAAGAAUGAUGCCAAGUUGAACCCCAUCCAGUUACCUUUGUGUCAGACAAGCACAACACCGGGUCAGGAGAAGCCUCCUCUUCUCGGAUCAUCAUCCACCGGACCUCAGGUUGGGACAGGCCAUAGCGGAGAGCAGCCAUCUUUGGUGGAGAUACUACAGGGUCUCUGCCUGUCUAGCGAGGAGGAACUCUUCUUCAUGCAGUUGCCUGACUGUAUGCCUGCGAGAGCUCAAAAAGCUGAGCUCAAUCCUGAGGCCAGGUUCGAGAACGUUGCCAUGGACAAGAAGCAGCUGUUUGGGAAAGCACAGGUUUGUCGCCUCAUCCGCGCAACACCGUCCGUGUCUGUCCUUGCGUCUUCCCAGGAGUCCCCGUCGGUGAAGUGCUCCCCUGUCCUGUCAGAAUUCCCAGAGGGAUUUCUGGGUAAGAUCCAAAUAAGAAAGUCGGGAAAGAUGGAGAUGAAGCUGGGCAAUGUUGUCAUGGACAUCACCGACGGAGCUGCUUUGUCAUUCCUUCAGGUACAAUUGGUGUCUGUCAAUCUGUCCGACGGUAAGACUGGAGACAUGGUGGUGUUGGGAAACAUCCAACAUAAACUGGUUUUAUCUCCAAAUUUCCAAACUUUAUUGGAACAAUCAACAGAACAGUAACAAGGAUCGUGAUCGUCCCCUCGUCAGCAGCGCUCACAGACAAGAUGGCGUGUUCUGUUUUCAGAGUUUUUCCUUGAUCGUUGCGGCAUCUUGGUGCGCUACCUUCAAUAAUCAACUCCUUUUUUAGGGCAGAUCCCCAAUAAUGUCUGUAUUUAUAUUCAGUUUUUCAGAUGUCUGGUUUUGUAUUUCAGUACCCUAGCUUUUGAAUAGGAUCUAUGUACACUAUAAUGCAAAUCGUUGUACAAUAAAGCAAGUCUUUCUGGGAAUAUAAAA
This is a messenger RNA of Phyllopteryx taeniolatus (common seadragon), 2710 nucleotides long. Its product is annotated as DNA-directed RNA polymerase III subunit RPC4-like. The record is from RefSeq and is a predicted model, not a curated record. Bases 1268 to 2437 code for a protein of 389 amino acids. NCBI's taxonomy places the organism in Eukaryota, Metazoa, Chordata, Actinopteri, Syngnathiformes, Syngnathidae. Gene Ontology annotation, biological process: transcription by RNA polymerase III. Gene Ontology annotation, cellular component: RNA polymerase III complex. The transcript is spliced from 8 exons. Gene Ontology annotation, molecular function: DNA binding.